AUGUGUGGCAUGGCUCAAAAAAAAGACCCGAGUUCUCCUCACCCAUUAAGCAAGCUACGAAGGAUCUUUCCAUUUGUUCCGUCAAGCAAAUCAUCAUCCCCACCUAUCUCAGACCAGAUGGCUUCAGGCGACGAAAAGCCCCGGGCGCCUCCCCCCAGGCCGUAUGAUUUGGUUGAAUCAUUCGACAGAGUGAUUGCAGCGAGGGACCAGCACAAGUCCACACCCAUCAAGCUGCUCCAACAAGACAUCGACACGCCCACGCCCCCGAACGCGAAGGAAUAUUUCCAGCAGCGUGAUGAGGUCAUAAGGCGCGAAAAGGCACUUGGGUUCGACCACCAUUGCACAAGCGAGGCAGAUAGUACGGAGAUGAAGGCAAAUGCGGUGAUCCAAAGACUGAAGGACCUAGAUGUCGCCGAGGUCUACGAAAAGGAGGCCAGAAUCGAGGGUUAUGCUGGUCAGAAACACAAGCGCGUCCCCGGGGAUCGUUUUCUAGUCAAUGCCCCAGUCAUUGAGAAAACGAAACUCUACCGGGCCAUUCAGAAGAUGCCCAAAGGCGCUCACCUUCACAUACACUUUAACGCCAACUUGCUCCCCGAAGUUUUACUCAACAUUGCGAAAGAGCAAGAUUACAUGUACAUCAUGAGCGACAUACCCCUGCUUGACAAGAAGGCCUUUGAGCGAUGCCACCUGAAGUUCAGCAUUCUCAGCGAUAGUACCUUCAAGACAACUUGGUUGGGGCAACCAGAUCUCUUCACACGAGAUAAAACGGAUGUCAAUGGAGCCAAGGAGGAGGAUGAGUCUGGCCAACCGAAACACAUCAUGCUUUUCAAGGAAUUCUGCAACGGGUUUGCCAAGAAGUACGAUGAGGCAUAUGCAAGCGAUGAGAAAUCUUGGCUGAAGAUUGCGUCUGGGAAAGAUCUUGUCGACGAAUACCUGACACGCAAAAUCGUGUUUCAGCCGGAUGAGGCUUACAAUCCACAUCAAACGGCCAAGGGUGCCUGGCAGAGGUUUAAUGCUCAUACACAGAUGAUGAAAGGGCUUUUCAAUUACGAGGCAGCUUACAAGGAGUACACGCAAAAGUGCUUGGAGGAGUUUGUGAACGACAACAUCCAAUACGCCGAGAUUCGCCCCAACUUCAUGGAAACCAACCAGGUUUGGCAUGACAAUGGCGAAGGCAGGAUUGACAACGAAGGAAUCAUGGACCUCAUUAUCGGUGUGUAUGAGAAGUUCCAGGAGACUCACAAGCACAGAAUCUUCAAGGGACUCAAGAUCAUCUAUUGCACACCACGGUCUUUCAACCCCAACCAGGUCAAAUUUGCCCUGGACCAGUGCUUAAAGAUGAAGCAGAAUGACAAGUAUGCGAAAUAUAUCGCCGGAUUCGAUCUUGUUGGCGAGGAAGGAGCAGGUCAUCCACUCAGUCACUUUAUUGAACAGUUUCUCGAGUUCAAGAACAAGUGUAGGGAUGCAAAGGUCGACAUUCCGUUUUUGUUCCAUUGCGGCGAGACUCUGGAUGUCGGCACGGAGACCGACGGCAACUUGGUGGACGCUCUUCUUUUAGGUUCAAAGCGUAUCGGCCAUGGCUUUGCGUUGGCUUGGCAUCCAUACGUCACGCAGCGAAUGAAGAAGCAAAACGUCUGUAUUGAGGUGUGUCCUAUCUCAAACGAGAUCUUGGGCCUUACCCCUAGGAUUAGUGGGCAUACGGUUUACAGCUUGUUGGCGAAUGAUGUGCACUGCACUAUCAGCACCGACAACGGGACUCUUUUCAGGUCUCGCUUAUCUCAUGACUUCUACCAGAUUAUGGUCGGGAAGGCAGAUAUGUCACUUUAUGGGCUACGCCAACUGAUCGAGUGGAGCAUUGACCACUCCUGUAUGGAUGACAAGGAGAAGGACCAAACCAGAAGAACAUGGGAGAAGCUGUGGAAGCAAUUCUGUGACCAGCUGGUGCGGGAAUAUCCGGACUUGGUGCUGAAAAGCUUGCACCAGAAGCUCUAGUCUCCAUGCCUUUGAAUUCCUGGCGGCGAGUCAUGACCGAUGUUACGAAGAGAUGGCCUACGAUACAUCCAUGAUUGGGAGGGAUUUCAGCGCUUUGUGGCGUUUACUUUUUUUUUCUUCAUUAUUUUCACUUGAGGGAUCCCCAAGGACGACGGGAUGGACGCUGAGGGGUGGCAGAUUUAGAAGGAAGGGAACUUGAAGGUUUGUGGGCGCAAUGAUUUUACAAGUCAAUCCAGAAGCGGUGAUUUUUAUUUUUUUUCUUCUUUUGAUUC
Messenger RNA from Neurospora tetrasperma FGSC 2508, 2264 nucleotides. RefSeq lists its product as uncharacterized. The record is from RefSeq and is a predicted model, not a curated record. Gene Ontology annotation, biological process: inosine biosynthetic process; adenosine catabolic process. Gene Ontology annotation, molecular function: adenosine deaminase activity. NCBI's taxonomy places the organism in Eukaryota, Fungi, Ascomycota, Sordariomycetes, Sordariales, Sordariaceae. The transcript is spliced from 4 exons. Bases 1 to 1992 code for a protein of 663 amino acids.